Messenger RNA from Aspergillus ochraceoroseus IBT 24754, 1343 nucleotides. RefSeq lists its product as uncharacterized. The record is from RefSeq and is a predicted model, not a curated record. Gene Ontology annotation, molecular function: glyoxalase III activity. Lineage: Eukaryota; Fungi; Ascomycota; Eurotiomycetes; Eurotiales; Aspergillaceae. Bases 411 to 1130 code for a protein of 239 amino acids. The transcript is spliced from 7 exons.
CCGAACACGGAUUAAGUCCACUUCAAUCCGUCGCAAAUAACGAUGGCUAUUUCUCGAACAUCAAAUAAGCUCGCUUAGCAUAAAUAAUCAUGGGAUACAGCUGAAAAUGAUCGACAAAUAGGUGGUUUAGGUUGGGCUUCAGAACAGAAUCACUCCCGGCAUAGUAUAAAAAUGCCAACUUUAUAAACUCUUGAACUCUUCAAAUCUUCUAAAGAUCCUCAAUGUGAGAUGUAUUUACAUUAAGAAAUCUUAACUCAUGAACGGACCCAGCACAUGUCAUGACCUAUGACAUCAUGGGAUCAGUGGCUAGCUACCGGAGUAUAACUACCUGGUACAAACCGAAAUUAUCAAUUCAUUUCUUAUCCUAAUCCCAUUGCAUAUUCUGAAAUAUAAUCUCAUCUAGAAUCACAAUGUCUCCAGCUCGCAAAGCAGUCAUUGCUAUCACCUCUGCACACGCCCCACUUUACCCAGAGGGCAAGGAGACAGGCCUCUUCAUCACUGAAGCCUUGCACCCAUUUAACGUCUUCCGUCAAGCAGGCUUCGAUGUUGAUCUGGUUUCCGAAACCGGAACCUACCAGGCCGAUUGGCUGUCCCAGCAGAAAGACUGGCUGGACGAUGAAGACCGCGCUGUUUGGGAAGAUCACUCGAGUGAAUUCCGCUCAAAGCUUGAUCAUUUAUAUAAGCCAAGUGAUGUCAAUCCAUCUAGCUAUGGACUAUUCUUUGCGUCUGCCGGUCAUGCGUCCUUGAUCGACUACCCAGAUGCUAGAGGCCUACAAGCUAUUGCAUCCAGGAUCUAUGCUGAUGACGGAAUUGUAUCAGCCGUGUGCCAUGGGGGCGCUAUUUUCCCCGGAAUCAUUGACUCCAGCACAGGGAAACCCAUCAUUGAUUCCUGCCAAGUCACCGAGUUCACCACUCGCGGCGAGGAAGAGGAAGGUGUCCUUGAUACUAUCAAGAGCUGGAACCGACCUACCAUUGAAGCUUCCGCUGCGGCCUCUGGAGCUACAUACAUUUCACCUCCUGGACCGUGGGACGUAUUCACUAUCACCGAUAGACGCCUGGUGACUGGCGCCAACCCUGCUAGUGCUCAUGCUACCGCUGAAGCUGCAGUGGAGGCUUUUGACAAGCUGUAGACUAUAUAAUAUCGAUUUUCAAGUACCAGAUAUUCCAAUAUACUAUCUGGACGUUCUAUGCCACAGUUAAUAUCCCCGUCCCGACCAGCGCGUUAACACAGGGAGAGCCAAAUCCCACACAAUGACAAACAAGAGACCGAGCCAGACGAAAGUUAGAACCUCUUCGAAGCUAACGUGGAAGAGCUUACGGGAAGAAACAAGAUUCUAAAUUUA